Suncus etruscus (white-toothed pygmy shrew) is the source of this 1685-nucleotide messenger RNA. Its product is annotated as solute carrier family 22 member 20-like. NCBI's taxonomy places the organism in Eukaryota, Metazoa, Chordata, Mammalia, Eulipotyphla, Soricidae. The record is from RefSeq and is a predicted model, not a curated record. Gene Ontology annotation, cellular component: membrane. Gene Ontology annotation, biological process: transmembrane transport. Gene Ontology annotation, molecular function: transmembrane transporter activity. The coding region runs from base 1 to 1659 and encodes 552 amino acids. The transcript has 10 exons.
AUGGCCUUCACUGACCUGCUGGACGCGCUGGGCGGCGUGGGUCGGUUCCAGCUGCUGCAAACCGUGCUGCUGCUUCUGCCCUGCGGCCUCCUGGCCUGUCACAAUUUCCUGCAGAACUUCACGGCCGCAGUCCCCUCACACCACUGCCGGCCACCCCCCAACAGCUCGGCCAACAACUCAGAUGCCUGGCUCCGGGCCUCUGUCCCCCUGGACCACCUGGGGCUCCCUGAGUCCUGCAGGCGAUUCAAGGAGCCACAGUGGGCACUAGGGGACCCCAACACUUCCAGCCUUGAGCCGGCCACCGAGGGCUGCGUGGACGGCUGGGUGUACGACCACAGCAUCUUCCCAUCCAGCAUUGUGACCGAGUGGGACCUGGUGUGUGACAAGCGCAGCCUUCGAGACCUGGCUCAGUCCCUCUACAUGACCGGGGUGCUGGUGGGGGCCGCCGUGUUUGGCAGUGUGGCUGACAGGCUAGGCCGAAAGGGCCCCCUGAUCUGGUCGUACCUGCAGUUGGCUGUCUCGGGGGCCGCCACCGCCUACUUCAGCUCCUUCGGUGCCUACUGUGCCUUCCGCUUCCUCAUGGGCAUGACCUUCUCCGGCAUCAUCCUCAACUCUCUCUCCUUGGUGGUGGAGUGGAUGCCCACGCGAGGCCGCACCGUGGCUGGCAUUCUGCUGGGUUACUCCUUCACGCUGGGCCAGCUAGUCCUGGCCGGGGUCGCCUAUGUCAUCCGGCCUUGGAGGUGGCUGCAGCUCGCUGUGUCUCUCCCUUACCUCAUCUUUUUCCUCUACUCUUGGUGGCUGCCUGAGUCCUCCCGCUGGCUCCUCCUUCAGGGCAAGUCACAGCUGGCAGUGAGAAACUUGCGCAAGGUGGCAAAGCUGAAUGGGAAGAAGGAGGAGGGAGAGCGACUGACCAAGGAGGUGGUGAGCUCCUACAUCCAGAGCGAAUUCGACAGCGUCCGCACCUCCAACUCACUCCUGGAUCUUUUCCGAACACCCGCCAUCCGCAAGGUGUCCUGCUGUCUCACUGUGGUCUGGUUCUCCACCUCCAUGGCUUACUACGGGCUGGCCAUGGACCUGCAGAAGUUUGGGCUCAGCGUGUACUUGGUUCAAGUGCUUUUCGGAGUCAUUGACAUCCCGGCCAUGCUGGUGGCCACCACUACCAUGAUCUACGUGGGCCGCCGCGCCACCGUGGCCUCCUUCCUCAUCCUCGCCGGCCUCAUGGUGGUCUCCAACAUGUUUGUGCCUGAGGAUAUGCAGGCGCUGCGUACAGCACAGGCAGCGCUGGGGAAAGGCUGCCUGGCAAGUUCCUUCAUCUGUGUCUACCUGUUCACAGGCGAGCUGUACCCCACAGAAAUCAGGCAGAUGGGGAUGGGCUAUGUCUCCGUGAAUGCCCGACUUGGGGGCCUGGUGGCGCCGCUGGUCUCCACCCUUGGGGAGUUCAGCCCUGUACUGCCCCCUGUGGGGUUCGGGGUCACCUCCAUCCUGGCUGGGCUGGCUGUCUGCUUCCUGGAUGAGACGCGCAACAAGCCACUGCUGGAGACCAUCGAGGCCAUGGAGAGAAGAGCCAAGGAAGGAGUUUGCAGGAAGGAGGCAGAAGAGAAGAGCGAAGAGGUUUCUCUGCAGCAGCUGGGCACGUCUCCCCUCAAAGAGACCAUCUAAGGUUCCUGGCACUGCCCAGCAGCUCU